This is a messenger RNA of Aureococcus anophagefferens, 1221 nucleotides long. RefSeq lists its product as hypothetical. Bases 1 to 1221 code for a protein of 406 amino acids. NCBI's taxonomy places the organism in Eukaryota, Pelagophyceae, Pelagomonadales, Pelagomonadaceae. The record is from RefSeq and is a predicted model, not a curated record. The transcript has a single exon.
AUGCUCGCGGCCUGGGACUCCAUGGUCGCCGCCGUGGCCGAGGAGGAGGACCACGAGGGCCUCCUCGCGAAGCCCUUCGCCGACGCGGGCGUCGGCGACGGCGGCGUGCGCGUCCCCAAGAUGCAGCACCGCCUGACGGCGGAGCUCGACAAGGUGGCGUUCGCGGCCUACAAGGCCGAGCUCGCGGACCUCGCGAUCGACGGUUUCCCCUACUGCGCCGCCGAGGCGGCGCGGGACCAGGCCGCGAGGGCCUGGCUCACGACGCUCCCGGUGGGCUGCGCGGCCUUCACGAACGGCGAGUUCGCCGAGGUCGCCGCGACCUACUUCGGCGUCAAGAGCCCGUGCAUGAUCCCCCACGUCGCGAGGCGCAUCCAGAACACGUCGAGCGUCGUCGACGCCUUCGGCCACGUCUUCUUCACCGACGUCAGGAUCCUGAACCGCAAGAGCGUGCGGACGGCCUGGCACGACAGCGUCGCGACCGUCAUCGAGGGCUCGCUCCGCGAGGCGCGCGUGUCCUACGACCGGGAGGUCCUCGGCGUCUUCGCGGACCUGGUGCCCGCCGACGCGGCCACGUCCUUCUUCGAGCAGCACGCGGGCAAGGGGGCCCGGGAUAAGGCCGGCAUCGUCCCGGACUUCAAGCUCGUGCCGGGCGGCCGCGCCGCGCAGCUCGCCGACGUCAAGACCAUCGGCUUCGCCAAGUCGCGCUACGGCCGGUCGCCCGCCCGCAGAGGCGGCACCUUGCCGUGCGACGAGCGCGCGGGCAUCAUCAACCGCGAGUACCGCCUGCACGCCGAGAAGCUCGACAAGAAGUUCUACCCGGACGAGGCUUCGCCGGGUCCCUUCGAGCGCCGCCUCGGAUCCUUCGGCUCCGUCGUCGGCUUCGUGGCGGGCUACUUCGGCGAGCUGAGCAAGGGCGCCCACGAGGUCCUGGCCAUGGCCGCCGAGGAGAUCGCGGAGCGGACCUGGGUCGAGGCCGGCGCCACGAGCCUCGACCACGCGAAGUCGAUCCAGAAGCAGCGGCUCUACCGCGAGUGGGGCGUCGCCUCCGUGCGCGCGGUCGCGCGGAUCAAGAUCGAAGGCCUCGGCCUCAUCGGCGCCCCGUCGUCGAUCCCGCGGCCCGACUACGGCCGGGACGCGGCCGCGAAGCGGGCCCGCGACGCGGCCUACGCCCGCGCGGCCCGCGGCACCGGCGGGACCUUCGGCGUCGCCUACGAGCAGUAG